Molecule: messenger RNA, 2311 nt
Organism: Hyposmocoma kahamanoa
Lineage: Eukaryota; Metazoa; Arthropoda; Insecta; Lepidoptera; Cosmopterigidae
Product: transcriptional repressor scratch 2-like
Exons: 2
Coding region: 168-1445 (425 amino acids)
Biological process (GO): regulation of transcription by RNA polymerase II
Molecular function (GO): RNA polymerase II cis-regulatory region sequence-specific DNA binding; DNA-binding transcription factor activity
Source: RefSeq, a predicted model, not a curated record
UUGUGCCAUAUAAGCCGGUCGCCCCACACCCUGCCGUCACAACCGCAAGGGUACGCGAGCGAUCGCGAACGCCGCUCGCCCGGGGCGCCGCUCUUUCUCUUUUCUCUCUUUUUCUCUGUUCGUCUGUCUCUUGAUGCGGCCGCGCUGAGGCCGAUGCGGGCGCCGCCAUGCCGCGCUGCCUCAUGGCCAAGAAGUGGAAGGUGGCCCCGGGUGCGGAGCUGGCCGACGAGUCUGACGAGGAGAUCGACGUGGUCGGCGAGGGGCGCGGCCGCAGCCCAGCGCCUGCUGCCACCGCGCCGGGACCCUCACCUCGCGAUCCCGAGCCCACACUCCUCUAUAAUGGGUACACCGAGGAGCAACCUUCCACGCAGUUCACGGCCCAACUGCCGAGCGAGGUGAGCGCGGCCCCCACCGGCGCCAAUGACGCCUCCCCGCCUCUCUCUUACGCGCUUCUACAACUCUCUGCAUCUGACUCGCCAGAUCCACCCUUCCUGCAAGUGCCGCUCCAACCUUCUGUCUCCCCUCCCCCGCCACCGGCGAGCGGCAAGUCCAUCUCUAUGUGCUAUACCAGCACCGGCACGCUCCUUUCUCUUCCGCCGAAGAAAAAAGACAUCUACCGACCCUACUGUCUGGGCGAGCAGGCUGCGCACCUCAAUCGUGCUGAGGAAGACCUUAAUGCGGCACAUGCCAUCCUCGACUUGAGCCAACAUGCGGUGUAUCUGACCACUCCACGCGUGGAGCCCACCCCAGUUGCUCCACCUGAAUUGCCGCCACCACCACCUCCACCUCCGCCGCCACCUGAACCAGUUAUCGUCGAGGAAAUUCCUCCGCCGGAACCGACACCAGCACCCACAUCCGAAAAGCCGCGCGAGACCGUCGCUUAUACCUACGACGCCUUCUUCGUUAGCGAUGGACGUUCGAAGCGGCGAAGUUAUGCAAAUGUACCAGUCGAAGGCCCACCACCACCCGAGCCCAAAUCUAAGUACACAUGCAGCGAGUGCGGUAAACGAUAUGCCACUUCGUCGAAUUUAUCACGGCACAAACAAACGCACCGUAGCCUCGACUCGAUGUCGGCUAAGCGAUGCGGCGAGUGCGGCAAGGCCUAUGUGUCAAUGCCAGCGCUGGCUAUGCACGUGCUCACACACCAACUGUCCCACGUGUGCGGAGUGUGCGGCAAGUUAUUUUCGCGACCGUGGCUGCUACAGGGCCACCUGCGCUCGCAUACUGGCGAGAAACCAUACGGCUGCGCUCACUGUGGUAAAGCUUUCGCGGACCGUUCUAAUCUACGCGCACACAUGCAAACGCACUCCUCCGACAAAAACUUCGAAUGUACUCGCUGCCACAAAACAUUUGCGCUAAAGAGCUACCUCAAUAAACACCAGGAGUCGGCCUGCGUGCGCGAUGAAGAUGCGCCACCCGACGCGCCUGCCUCUGCGUCAGGCUAGAAGUGCAAGAACGCACGCACACGCAACUAGGGACCGUAACUGCUGGUAAACUUAAAGUAUUAAUAUGAAUUUAGCAUGUUAGCGUAAUAUUAUAAAUUUUACAAAUUUAAAUCUAGAAUUGCCCGUGUCCGCCGACGCAGUGAUACCUUUCGUGAGAUCGUGAGACGGCGGGCGCGAGCACCACAAUCGAGCAACGUUUCGCAAACAACGAAUCACGUACGACCCCGUAGUGCCGCGGCUGUCGCGGUGAUAGGCCGUAGCAACAGACGUCCCGACUUACACUUUAAUUGUGUAUAUAUUCGUCGAUAAAAUAUACCCUUAUAUACAUAGAUGUAUUGAAAUAUGAAUGAAAAGUAAUAUCUUUUGUAGGUGAUUUUUACAACCGCAAAGUAGGUUAUAGAAGAUAGGGUGUAAGUUUAGGUGUGAUAUGCGAGCGCCGCGCGCCGAGUCGGUCGAGCCGGCGGCUGCGCCGGGCGCCCGCGUCCUCGUCUCACCGAGGAAUUUGCCAAAACUUUCCGUCCGAAGGUCCGCACAUGCCGCCGCGCCCGGCCCUCUAGCGCCGGCCCGAGAUACGCGCAGGCGGCCAUCGCACCGUCAGUGCACCGCAACACGGUCAAAGGCCACGACGGCCUCCUGCGCGCCGCCGUGGCUGCACAUUGCUGGCCUGGGACAGUGCCUUAGCGGCGCCCGCGCGCCGCAUCCGCCCCGCCGCCCAGCUACCAUUACCGCCUGCGCACUGUUUACUGCGCACAAUUUAUCUUCACAGAAAAAAUAAUCAUCUCAUAAAUUUGGCGAUCACCAAAUAUUUAAGCCUAGCGUAGCGUCUACAAAAAAUUAAAUAAUGAAGUAACACUUCACAAAGAAUU